UUGAUUGCCAACACCUGCGCGUAUUGAUCAGCGGCGGCACGUGUGUGGCCCUGUUGACCUCGAGCUCUCAGUGGAGAGUCUCUCCUAAGUUUUGACUGGUUUCGUUGUUUACAAUGGAAAAACAAAUGCUGAUGUCAGCCGUGCUUCGUUAUUUUCGCAUGGUUGUCUUACUGCUGCUGGUCAGCUGCAGCUGGCCGUUGUUUAGAUCACCUCUGGCAGUCUCCAAUGCGCUGCACAACCUGGGCGACAUCACGUACCCUUACGGCAGCAUCUUCUCUCCGCUGCUCAAAGCCCUGUCAGAGCACGGAGGGUCGGGGUGGAAUACAGGACUGAAGAGAAAGAUGAAACCCGAGCAGAGGUACAUGAAAUAUCUGACGCAGGUUUACAAGAAGUCCUCCAGAGUGCAGAGGAGUUUGGACGGGAUUACGAUCUACAACACGGUCCGACUGAUCAAGCCUCAAGAUGAAUGUCUUGCACAAACUCAUAAAGAGAGUUUUAUGCAGGAUCUGUCCUACAGCCUUGAUCAAGUAAGAAGAAAAGAACAGCUUCUGAAGUCGGCCUUGCUGUACAAUUUCAACCAUGACCGUGCAGCACCUGUCAACUCCGUGUGUUACCUGAGUGUCAAGGAGCAGGAGCAUUCAAACCAGUGUGAGCUGUGUCCUGAGGUCCACCACACUGUGAACUUCACAGCCAGCACUAACAAGAGUUGCAGGAGGAAAUGGGUGGAGGUUGACAUCACCUCGUUUCUCCAGCCUCUCUUAAAAUUUGAGAAGAAUAUACACCUGCUCAUCAACGUAACCUGCCCAGAGGAACAAAGAGCCAGUGGUAAUAGGCGCAAAGGCCCACUGCAGUUCACCUUGAGCUCCCCUCCGCUGCUUCUUUAUCUCAAUGAUACCAGCAAAGUUGUCCACCAGAGGUUACUGGUCAACGCCAGAGCAGGUAAGGGCCGGCCUGCAGUGAAUGCGUUUCACAAGAGGGUUUUCAAACCAGAACAGAGAACUGGGCAAAAUAGGAGAUUGAAGAGGGAAUCUUCAAAGAGCAAACGAGGGGAUAAAAGUCUGGAUAUCCACCUGCCUGAGCUUCUGUCGAGCUCUGAAUUCCCAACAAGUGACUGUGCUUUAUAUGACUUCAGGGUGCGAUUCAACCAGCUCAAACUGGAUCACUGGAUUGUUUUUCCACCAAAGUACAACCCCAGGUACUGCAGAGGCAUCUGCCCGAGGACCAUGGGCUUCAUCUACGGUUCACCUGUCCACACCAUGGUGCAAAACAUCAUCUAUGAGAAGCUUGACUCCUCUGUGCCCAGGCCCUCCUGUAUUCCCUCCCAUUACAGCCCCCUGAGUGUCAUGAUCUUUGAAGAGGACGGUUCCUAUGUCUACAAGGAGUUUGAAGACAUGGUUGCCACCAGGUGCACAUGUCGCUAAGCGAGCUACCAACAUGUCUUUUCUUCUUUCUUUCUUUUUCUACGGGCUGAAUAGAACAUCAACACAAACCUCUUCAACAGCCAUCACAGGUAGAGUAUCAGAUACUCUGACCUGGCUCAGUGAUAUCAUGAAUUUAUAAAAUCGUUGUGCAUGAAGUUUGAUCUGGAGCAGGUGUGUUUACUUAAACAAAAAAGUAUUUUAUCCAAUUGAAAAAUGUGGAGACGUGACAUUUAUUUCCUUUCUGUUAAGGCGUGACAAGAAAAGGUUGCCAGUGCAACCUUUUCUUGAACUGCUGUUUGAAAUAUAGCAUUGAAUCUGACACACUUGAAGAUAAAAUGAGUGUUGUAUGAUUUUGUAUAUUUGUUUAUUUUUAAGUUAUUUUUUUUGUUAACUUAUUUUGGGUGGGUGGUCUGUCAUUAUUCUACACAAUUGCCAAGUUUUAAGUGGCCCUGUUCUGGACAAAAGAUGAAAAAAGCAGUCUCAAACUCUUAGCAAACCUUUUACAUAUUGUUUUAUUCCUGGGGAUUACAGACAGCUGUCUGAAUGGCAGUCUCCAUAAUGUCCAGAAUGAAAGUUGUCAAGGUUUCAGUGUGUAUUUAUGACUUCUGGUCACUGAGUGACUGCAUGCGUAUGAAUUGACUGCACUUAUGAAUUUGUACUGGUUGAAUGUGACUCAAUGCUUGUCAUGUCAAUUUAUGCAAAUAGAAUGAAUUGACUGUAGACAGAAUUCAAAGAAUUAAAAUAUGUAGACAGGUUCUCUGAAAAGGUGGAAAAAUAAAAAAUAUAACAUGCAUAAA
This is a messenger RNA of Micropterus salmoides (largemouth bass), 2218 nucleotides long. It is a transcript of the gene gdf9, whose product is annotated as growth differentiation factor 9. Gene Ontology annotation, biological process: SMAD protein signal transduction; BMP signaling pathway. Lineage: Eukaryota; Metazoa; Chordata; Actinopteri; Centrarchiformes; Centrarchidae. Gene Ontology annotation, molecular function: growth factor activity; cytokine activity. The record is from RefSeq and is a predicted model, not a curated record. Gene Ontology annotation, cellular component: extracellular region.